GCGAACCAUGGAAAUGGGGAAAGAAGAAAAUCCUCCACGGAAGCCGCCAUCUUAGAAAGUGGUGAAAAAGUGUGGUAAAAAAAUUCUCUUGCUCUUUGGGACUGUUUUGUGUGAAUUUUUAUCAGCAAAUUUCUAUAUUACAGCAGCAUUCGUGCAAAAAUACCAGCGUCUUACAAUCAAUUAUCUCUGUCAGAUAGAAGAACAACGUGUCUGAAUUUGUGGAACUUCUAGAGCCAUUCAGGAUCUCACAGCGCAGCUUCUCUCUCUCUUUGUAAAGAAGAUUUAUCGAGUCUACUCCUGAAGAAAGUGUGGGAGUGGAUUUGGAAUCGCGCCUUUCAAAAGGACACGAAAAAAAAGUGUUGAACAUCUAUAGGAAGUAUUUUGGAAGAAGGAGAAGGAUCAGCAGCCAGACAGUAUGACUGAUUCAAUGAAAUUUGGCCCCGAAUGGCUUCGCAAUAUGUCCAAUGACACGGGCACGGGGACAGGAACAACAUCGCAACGACAUCAAUUGGCAGAAUUUCGGUACGGCAGAGAGGAAAUGUUGUCACUCUUUGACAAAAACAUCAAAGUCCCGGAAAUUUUGCCAAAAUUCAAAAAUCUCUUUGUGGAAAAAAUACAGUGUCCACUCGCACUAACGCCCAGUACUGAAGAUGAUCUGCGCGUGUGGCAGGUGCGCAGUUCACCAGGCUUAGGAUUGUCCAGUCGAGGGGCACGUGGGGGCCUCAUAGAUCGAGGUCGUGGACGAGGACGCAGUUCAUAUCACUCUCUGGGCGGAUAUCAGCGUUCUACGUCACUGUAUGAUGAAGAAGGGAGAAUCAUCGGUCGCGGAGAACGAUGGCCAGAACGAAAUGGAACGGAGUCGAGUGAUUGGAAUGGAUUGUCGUCGACGAGCCCUCGAAAGGAUUACAACUCACACGGCCGUGGGGGGAGUCAGGAGAAUUGGCGACGUAGCCGUCUGGAGGAUGAAACAUCUGAAGGAUGGCGAAGUACCUCAAUUCCUGGUUCGCGCGAGAAGUGGACUCGUUCCACGAGCUGGCGCGAAGAGGAACCCGGUGAGAUUUCCUCAUCUCUACGUGGCUACAAUAGCGAUCGGGGAUUUGCCGGAGGUACACGAAUGAUCCCCACCACGGGACGCAAGUUCUGGGAUCAGGAGGAUAAUCUGCCGGAGUGGGCAAUGGAGAAUCCCCUCGAAAGUGGUGGGAGCUUCGAUGCCACGGGUGCUUUUCACGGGUCGGAUGAUGAAUUGGGCGGCGGGAAGGGUGCUGGGGGUGAGAAUGACAAAGAUGGGCCUCCGGGUAAGGGGAGACGUGUCAUCAGCCGUGCUAGUUCCUCCUUUUCUGGGUCUGACAACAAUGAAGCUGAUUCGGAAAAGAGUGGAAAUGAUGAAAAUGUAAAUUCACUACCCGUGAAGGAUGAGAGUGAGGAGAAAGAACUCAAAGCACCCCCCAAUAUCCCCCCGGUGGAGGAGAAGAAGGUUAAUUCAGUGGAAAAGAGGGCAAUUGAAGAUGGAAUUAGAUGUGAGAAUCCCCGUAAAAGUCCAAAUGCCACGGUGAGUCAGGAGAAAGUGGCCACGGUGAUUGUCACGACGUCAACCACGAUAAUUGCUUCGUCGAUUGUCACAACAACUGAGGCGCGUGCCCCAAGUGGGGACAUGCCGCAGAAUCAGCAGAUGAAGAAGGAAAUUGUCGAGAUUGCCAGCGUGGAUAGAAUGCAAGAAGUUGCGGACGAUAUGGUGGAGAAGUUGAUAAUGGAGGAUGAAUUGGUGGCAUCAAUGGGUGUUCCGGGUGCGGGGGCGUCUCUCGUUGCCUCCGUAAGGAAUAAAAUGCAUUCACCAAUGGUGAAAGAACCCCAACCACAAGCCCCACAUGCACCACCGCCAAUGCCGAUGAAUCAGGAGACUGAAAGUAACCUCAUCUGGUUCUACCGGGAUCCUCAGGAUAUGGUACAAGGACCAUUUACGGCCAUUGAAAUGGCUGAAUGGUAUCAGGCAGGGUACUUUGAUGAUAAUCUCUGUGUACGCCGUAUGGGUGAUCAGAGAUUCUCAAAAUUGGGUGAACUUAUUGAGCUGUGCGGUGGUGAGAUGCCCUUCUUUGCACCCUAUCGCAUCCUUCCGCAGCAAAUGAAUGAAGCCCCCGUGGCUCCGGUCAAUCUCAUUGACGAUCCGUCCGUCUCCAUGAACUUCCAAAUGUUGCGACAGCAUUACUUGGUGCGGCAACAGGCACUCGUGUACCAGAAGCUCUGCACAUCGGACUUUUGGCACAUGCUGACGGCGGAUCAGCAGCGUGAGAUGAUAAAUAAGCAGGUGGCACUAAUGGGUGUCCCGGAUAAUAUUUACGCCCUCCUUGCGGCUAUGCCGAUGGAUUCUGUGCCCCAUAGUCACCCGAUGGGGCUGCAGGAGUUAAUGGGUGGUCCGGGUGGGCCAUUUGGUGCCAGUGCCCAAGCAAAGAUGCUGCAAAUGCACCAUCAAACGUCAAAAAUGAUCAAUUCCGCCCAUCCAGCGCAACCGGGAGGGGCACCAUUGCACCCAAUGGGACCCUUUGGGGGUGGUCCCCAUGUUCCUGGACCGAGUUUCCCACCACAGGUAACGGCAAAUAUGAAUAUAGGUAAUUUGGUGCAGCAGCAACAGCAGCCGCCACCACCGCAAAUGGGUGCACCUACAAUGGGCCAUCGGAUGCCGAUUGUACCGCAAAUGCAGGCGGUGCAGCAGAAGAAUGACCAACAGAGCCAAAAUGACCGCAUAAAGUCACUCAUUUUGCAGCUAAGCAUGCAAAAGGGGAUGCCUCAGGGACAGGAGACAAACAAUACGUCCCAAUGGGGCUCAAUGCCACCACCACAGGAAGAUUUCCUGGCUGCCCAGAAACAACCACCGUGGAUGGGUGGUGGUGGUGGUGGCGGUAAUGGUGGUCAGGUAGAGGCUCAGCCACGGGGAAUGUGGGAUCUUGGGGCAACACCACCAAUGCAACCCGGUCAACCACCGCAGAUGCCGUCGAAUAUUGAGAUGAAGACCGAGAAGCAGAUCCUGGAGGAGCAACAGCAACAGCAGCAGCAGCAGCAACAACUGGCGCGUGCAAAGAUGAAUGAGGAGAAGAGGGAGAAUUUCUACGAGGUCCAUCAACCACCAGCGGAGCCCCACAAAUUUCAGGAGAUGAAAAUUCAGGAUGUGCCGAAGGUGGAGAAGAGUGGGAAGAAGGAGGAGAAAAUCCCACCGAAUACAGCGAAGAAGGUGGAGGAGAAGGCUGUGAAGAGUCAACAGCAGCAGCUGCCCCAGGAGGAGAAGCCCGUGCGUGGGGGAAAGAAGGCGCCGGAGCCGAAGAAUCAGCCACAAGCAAGUAAGCCCAAAGAUGAGGAAAAGAAGCGCGAGGAGGACAAGCGAAGGAACCAGAAGAGGCAGCAUGAGGAGGAGAAGCGAAAGCCCAGUGUGCAGGAGGAGAAGAAGGAGGUGCAACAGGAGGUUGUGAAGCGUGGUGCUGGGCAAUCGAAGAAUCUGCAGGGUCAGACGGUGGGGAAGAAUAAGACAAGUAAGUCCUCGGUGGCGCCAUGGCUGAAUAGUGAUGUUGCGGCGCCCGGAAUGAGUUUGGCUGAGAUUCAGAAGGCUGAAAUGGAGCAUAGGGCAGAGCAGUCACGGUAUGAGCAACUUCUGCGGGAGCAGCAGCAACAGCAGCAGCGUCUUGUGGACAUGCAGACGGCCAAGGAGAGUGUUCUGCCCAAAUGGAAUGCUCAAUCGCUCGGGGUGCCGGUUGUGAAGUCUCUCGCUGAAAUUCAAGCGGAAGAACAAGCAAAGGCAGAGCGAGAGCGUGAAUUGGCUGCCGCAGCAGCGGCUCAAUCCAAUUCAAUGGCACCUAAGGGUUCGGGUAAGCGCGAAGAGGCCAGCUCCUUGGCAUUGGGUUCCAUUUGGAAUAAUACAGCUCAGAGUUUGACGUGGAAUUCGGGUAAAUUGUGGGGUGGUACGAGCAACAGUGGAUUCUGGGAGGAACCCACGAAGCCGAGUACAUCCUUUGCCACGGCCGCGGCAGCUGGGGGCGCUCCCGCGGCCCAGAAAGCCCUCGCAAAGAGUCAAACAAUGACUAACAUCCAGACUGCCAAGACAACCACACCGGCCACAAGUCAGGCACCCAAGCAGAACGCUAAACCCGUGAAGCCGUCAUCGUCGAAUGCCAAGAGUCAACAACCGAGUGGACCCACGAAGAAUGCUGGGGCAUCCGGGAAGGCAACGCGAAAGGAUGAUGGUGGCACGGAGUUUACAGCGUGGUGCAUGAAGGCACUCACCGCGAUGAAUAGCACCGUUGAUAUUCCCACUUUCGUGUCUUUCCUACAAGACAUUGAGUCGCCGUAUGAAGUCAAGGACUACAUUCGAAUGUAUUUAGGAGAGACAAAAGAGUGUACUGAAUUUGCAAAGCAAUUCCUCGAACGGCGAAGCAAAUAUAAGAAUCAAAUUCGUGCUCAGAAUGCACAUGUGGACGACAUGUGUUCUCCGGCACCGGCGAUAACGCCAUCAACAGACUGCCAGGAAGUUAAGGGCAAAGGCAAGAAGAUUAAGAAGAAUAAGAUGAUGAAAUUGGAUUCCCGCAUUUUGGGCUUUUCUGUAACAGCAGCCCAGGAUCGCAUUAAUGUUGGCGAUCGUGAUUAUCCGAAUGCUUCCUAAAUAUCCUUGAUAUUUAUUUCGCAGAAAGAAGGGAGAAGAGAGAGAGAAAAAAAGAGAAAUAAGAGAAAACAGAAAUAUAUAUAAUAAUUAUGACUCUUUAAAAAAAAACAUAAAAGAAAA
Messenger RNA from Lutzomyia longipalpis, 4762 nucleotides. It is a transcript of the gene Gyf, whose product is annotated as GIGYF family protein Gyf. Lineage: Eukaryota; Metazoa; Arthropoda; Insecta; Diptera; Psychodidae. Gene Ontology annotation, molecular function: protein binding. The record is from RefSeq and is a predicted model, not a curated record. The transcript is spliced from 10 exons. The coding region runs from base 416 to 4642 and encodes 1408 amino acids.